Molecule: messenger RNA, 417 nt
Organism: Macrosiphum euphorbiae (potato aphid)
Lineage: Eukaryota; Metazoa; Arthropoda; Insecta; Hemiptera; Aphididae
Source: the annotation of a GenBank genome assembly
AUGGCAAAUGCCUGGUUAAGAUUCCAUUUUGAAAAUAUGGAUUAUACUUCUAAUUCUGAAGCCAGGGAAACUGAAACUCCGAUAUGUCUAGCAAGUACCUAUACAGCUACAUUUAAAGAAGAUUUUUUCUGUUUACCAGUAGAUAACAACAAUUCAGUUACAAGUUCUAGUAUUGAUGAAUUAUUAGAGUCAUAUUCAAAAAAUCAAUCAAAAGAGUUAUGUGUGUUGUUAUUAUAUCCAACAGUAUUGAAAUCCUUUUUAGAAUUUAACACACCUCUUCCGUCUAGUGCUCCUGUAGAGCGACUUGUUUCGACAGGUUCCAAUGUGAUGACUCAAAAAAGGCCCAAAUUGAUUGACUAUCUAUUUGAAAAAUGUAUGCUAUUAAAACAGAACAAGGUGUACAACUGUAAAGCUUAA